This is a messenger RNA of Dicrocoelium dendriticum, 1995 nucleotides long. NCBI's taxonomy places the organism in Eukaryota, Metazoa, Platyhelminthes, Trematoda, Plagiorchiida, Dicrocoeliidae. The record is from the annotation of a GenBank genome assembly.
GAACUAAAAAAGCGGAUAAGAUGUGAGGUGUAUCUUGACGCCGACCCAGUUUGUUCUUUUUCACUCGGCACUAAGGAUCGUUAAAGCCUUACCCGUCCUUCGUCCUAAUUAAAGUGAUUAUAGAGUGAUAUCUGUGACCAAGGAUGCAAGUACAACCGCCGGUGUAUCAAGGGCUCGAGGCGAACGACGACUUGGCCGCUGUUCGGCGCCGUCCGUUAAAGUCAAAACUCAGUCGUCUUGGUCAUAUUGUGAGCAUGUACAUUCCUUCGGUGUCCUCUUCAGACCGCAAAGAAGACAAGGAAUCAGGGGAACACACCGAGUUGUUGUCCACAAACUCCGUGACCCGCAGUGAAUUUCGAACAAGCGAAUACGAUCAACUGUAUGAGUUCAAACUGUUGUACUCCGGGGAGAACCUGGUGAAAACUAUCGUAGAAUGUAUCGGAACGCCGCUACUCGCUUCCACCGGUCAAGCUAGGCAUAUUACGACGAUCGCAGCCGACCAACAUACUAUUUAUGUAGGCCUGGAGGAGCUCCCUUACAUAUUCCUCCUGAAAGCACAGAAUGACGACCACAACCAGUAUGCGAUUCACCCUGAGCCCGGCUCGGAAUCCAGUCCGAUUAAAGGUUACAUACAGUUGCAUGUACCGAGGGUAGGCGAUCUGGUUCCACAAGAACUUAGUGUGUACUCUCCUUCACCUGAAUCCACCGUGAUGUACAUUGUUGGCUGGGUCCGGGUCAUGAAAGAUAAACAGACGUAUUCCAUUGACAAACGUUGGCUUUUGGCUAAGUUUUCUCUCACUGGGCAGCAUCUAUCUCGGACUCCACUGCACCCGUACCAGCGCUACUCCGGCCUCUCUGUUGAUACUAUCGAUGGACGGCUACUCCUUACGUGUCCGAAUCUCGGUGAACCACAGUCCAACCUUUGUUCGGAUAACACAGUCAUUGGCCAAGUGUGUAAGCUUACACCAAAUUUCGACCGCCGUGUGUUCUCCGUAACCAUGGGUAACGAGACCGCGGUCUAUCGACCAGAUUUCAUAGCUCAAGAGUCUGCAGGUCACUGCUGCUGGGCCUCGGUGGAACGAUCGGCACGAACUCAAACAGCCACACCUCCAGAUGGAAAACCAAAAUUAUCUCGCCGUUUGUUUGCUUUUCCUGGACGUCAGCGUGUUGGCGGCGAAAAGAUUAGCCCUCGCGUCUGGCUACAUGUGGUAUCGUGGGAUUUUGCGGAACUUAAUCCGGGCCGCAUCGUAGCAUUCGAUGCGGCGCACUUGCUGGUAAUUGACGCGACUACUGGCAGUCUGUCCUACAUUACUUGGGCCGACGAAGACGAUAAACCUGUUCUGCAUCGCAUUACACGCCCCGGUUCGAACCCGAUUCGUCUUAUUUGUUCGAAUUACCACGCAACCUCUACCGGGGAUGGAAUAAAUCACAGUCCUAUCGCAUAUUUUGUCUCGGGUGACAGCAUCUUCUCUUUUGUGUUCCGACUCGAUUCCGCUUCCGCAUAAUCAAACAGCUGGAGGAUAUGCUUUAUGAUGUAAAAAUGGUCUUCCCCUCCCCCCUUCCAAACACAUCAGAUGACACUGUAUCCGUAGCGUUGUGGAUUUGCAUCUCGGAAUUUUACUUAUAUAAAAGUUCCAGACUAAUCUUCAACAAAUAGUCAGAUGACGAACAACGGUGAGUGCUUUGUGACGUUCUGAAUGGGAGAGAUUAUUGAUCAGUUUUAACUGUCAUGUGGCCGUUAUAACUAAUGGCAUCCUCAAUGGACUCUGAUUGAGAUUUGCUCCAGUGUGUUCCCACCAUCACAUUCAUUGCAUAAGCUGAUAGAUUCUGCUAGUCUUUGAUUGCCGCAAUCGAUAACAGUAAAUAAAGUUAUGGCACUUUUCCGGACGAUGCGAGCUGUUACUUAGCAAAGACAGAUCAACUAGUAAUGUAUUUACCUUAUCAUAUUGUUAGCUAAAUACAUAAGCACAAAGUUUGUGUUUGCAUGAGUGACAU